CGUGACGGUUGGACGCGGGCGCGGCACUGCGGGUCCCGAUUGCUGCAGCCGCUUGUCAGUGUGAUGAAGAUUGGCACCCAGGCUGCAGAAGCCGGCCUCGCCAGCCUGCUGCGUCUCGGGACCUGCGGCUACGCUCCUCCGGGUGCUCAGGCACCCUCCGCUUUCGGCUCAAGAUGAUCUGAGGACCCCAGGGAAAGCUGAGAACCAUGAUGGCCACGCAGACCCUGAGCAUAGACAGCUAUCAGGAUGGGCAGCAGAUGCAAGUAGUCACAGAGUUAAAAACAGAGCAAGACCCGGCCUGCUCUGAACCUGACGCGGAAGGAGUGCGUCCCCCUGCUGCGGAGGCUCCGGCCCCGAUGGACGCGGACAAGCAGGCCAUUUACAGGCACCCGCUGUUUCCGUUGUUAGCGCUGUUGCUGGAGAAGUGCGAGCAGUCCACGCAGGGCUCGGAAGGCACCACGUCGGCCAGCUUCGACGUGGACAUCGAGAACUUCGUCCGGAAGCAAGAGAAGGAAGGGAAGCCCUUCUUCUGCGAGGACCCCGAGACGGACAGCCUAAUGGUGAAAGCAAUCCAGGUCCUGCGCAUCCAUCUUCUGGAGCUGGAGAAAGUGAACGAGCUGUGCAAAGACUUCUGCAGCCGCUACAUCGCUUGUCUGAAGACCAAGAUGAACAGUGAGACACUGCUGAGCGGGGAGCCUGGGAGCCCGUACUCCCCCGUGCAGUCCCAGCAGAUUCAGAGUGCCAUCACGGGCACGCUCAGCCCUCAAGGAAUCGUGGUGCCCGCGUCUGCCCUGCAGCAGGGCAACGUCACCAUGGCAGCGGUGGCAGGCGGCACGGUCUAUCAGCCGGUCACCGUCGUCACUCCGCAGGGCCAGGUGGUCACCCAGGCAUUGUCGCCCGGAACCAUUAGGAUCCAGAACUCACAGCUUCAGCUGCAGCUGAACCAGGACCUCAGCAUCUUGCAUCAAGAUGACGGCUCCUCCAAGAGCAAGCGUGGCGUCCUGCCCAAGCACGCCACCAGCGUGAUGCGCUCCUGGCUCUUCCAGCACAUCGGGCAUCCCUACCCGACAGAAGACGAGAAGAAACAGAUUGCUGCUCAGACGAACUUGACACUACUCCAGGUUAACAACUGGUUCAUCAACGCUCGAAGACGGAUUCUUCAGCCAAUGUUGGAUUCCAGUUGCUCAGAGACCCCAAAAACAAAGAAAAAAACAGCUCAGAACAGGCCGGUUCAGAGGUUCUGGCCGGACUCCAUUGCAUCAGGAGUCGCACAGCCUCCGCCAAGUGAGCUCACCAUGCCAGAAGGAGCUGUCGUGACCAUCACCACGCCCGUGAACGUGGACAGCCUGCAGUCCCUGUCCUCGGCCGGGGCCACGCUCGCCGUGCAGCAGGUCAUGAUGGCGGGGCAGAGCGAGGACGAGUCGGCCGACAGCACAGAGGAUGACGGGGGCGCGCUGGCCCCCGCGCACAUCGGGGGGCUGGUGCUGGAGAACAGCGACUCCCUGCAGUAGGUGGGGCCUCGGCCACGAGCGGACGUUCUGGAGUUUGCACAGCAAACGUUUUACACAGUUUUAUUUCUAAUAUGUUUUAUAUGUAGAUAUAGAAGUGCACUUUUGUAUUUCCUAGUAAGCUUCCGGAGCGUCUUCACCAGUGCAGCGACUUCCUCUGAGUGUGUGUGCGCGUGGGUUUUUAAAGUGAACGCUAGAGACGUGGCGAGUGAGCCCCUGCCUAGAUUAAGGAGCAGCGCGCCGUUCUCUGAUCUGAACAGCACCGCCUGCUCGGGGCCCGCGGGUUUGCGGGAAGCUCCGCGGCCGAUGUGCCCGCGAGAGCUGCCGGCCGCACCAGCGCAGACCGCGCAUGACCCCGGAGGGCGCGGACGGCGGUUCCACCGAGCCCAGCUCUCCCGUCUUCCGUGAGCCUGUUUCAUUUGCUAUAUAUACUGAAAAAGAAGCUCCUAUUUUUACCUUGCUGGAAUUAUUGGAUAAAAAGCUAUUUUUAUAAAUUCAUUAUGAAUUGGAUUAUGACUGUAUUGAGGAUAAAAAUUUCUAGAGGAGACACAGUACCUGCUUCCCGCCCACCUUGCGCCAUGUCCCCGCCCCGCCCGCUCCGUGAUUGGCUUUCCACUCGCAGAGAGACAGCUGUCAGUCAGAUUGGAGUCUCUGCUGUGCGCCCCUUUGUGCUGCUCAGAUCGUGUGUGUGAAGGUUUGAUGAGGGGACGCCGGGGAAGCGAGGGGCCACGCAGCCCGUGAUGAGCCACAGCUCCCCCCACGGUAACUGAGUGUCGUUUUAGGAUGGUUUUUUAGUCCAGAUAUGUUCUGCACAGGAUGUUUAUUGUGGACUCUGCACACAGAGCAGGUGCUCUGUCCAGCUGGCUCAGAGCUGGGCGGAGGGCGGCAGCCAUUCCCGCACCAGCAGCCGACAUGCGGUGGCUCAGGGUGCACUGGGCGCAGCCGUGGGCCCUCCUGGUGUUGAAGGCUGUGGCUUCAGAGCCCCGUGGAGCCGGGACAGAGACCAGCCCUGAGAGGCUCAGGGCUGCGCCUAGGAAGGCGAGAACCAGGCGCGUACUGGGUGCCUCUGUGUGUCCUCACCGGGUGCCCGUCACGGGGUGAGGGGACGGGGUUGUCCUCCGGGACACAGCGCCGGUGAGGGGUUGUGGACCAACGCUUGGUGGAGGGACAUUUUUAACUAGUGCAGAUAUUUUUUUCUGGAACUGACUUUUCCCCCAGAGGAAUGCGUGUACUUGGUGUGAAUCGUAGGGGGAUUCUCCCUGAUGAACCCAGAGCCGCAGGAGACGCAGAGCUGCGGCCAGGCUGCGGGAGCUGCCCCAGAGCAGAGCUCAGUGGUCAGCUCCCGUCAGGAGAAAACGCAUUUCUUAGGCGGCCAUUGGGUUUGUUAUUUAUAAAUAGGUUUUAACAUUUUACGUCAGGUCUACACAAACCGGAAAGAUCACUUUAACUUUAUCCCACACAUCUUUCUUGGACUUUCUGGGACUUCUUGCUUCUCCAUCUGUCCCUCCACACGUGUCUUGGCGCAGUCACAGAUGGUGGCCCCCGCCGAGCGGGCCCUCGCGUGUGGGCUGCCGAGUUCUCUGCUGACGACAGCCCUCUGAGGUCCACGGUGAGAUCAGGGCAGGGCGGGGCUCAGGAGAAGGCCCUGUGUCCACGGUGAGACCAGGACAGGGCGGGGCUCAGGAGGAGGCCCUGUGUCCACGGUGAGACCAGGGCAGGGCGGGGCUCAGGAGGAGGCCCUGUGUCCACGGUGAGACCAGGACAGGGCGGGGCUCAGGAGGAGGCCCUGUGUCCACGGUGAGACCAGGACAGGGCGGGGCUCAGGAGGAGGCCCUGUGUCCACGGUGAGACCAGGGCAGGGCGGGGCUCAGGAGGAGGCCCUGUGUCCACGGUGAGACCAGGACAGGGCGGGGCUCAGGAGGAGGCCCUGUGUCCACGGUGAGACCAGGGCAGGGCGGGGCUCAGGAGGAGGCCCUGUGCCGCGGCCUGGGCUCCUUCCCCUCGCCGCACAUAACCACAGUGCUUUCAAGCAGCUCCGUCCUGGCUGCCGACAGUGCGCCGAGCACACGGCUGUUGCGCGGCGACCAGCACAGUGGGGGACCCUGUGGCCUCUGUCCCCUCCAGCCCAGCUGUGUCCUUGUCGAGGUCUUUCCUUAGGAAGGCCCGGAGUCGGCACGUGGCUCCAGCAGGUGCCAGCCGGGGCUGACUCGGCUUUCCACGUGACUGCACGGUGAGGGACGGACAGGUGUCAGCCCGGAAGGCCCAGGGCCCUGACCUCCGAGGCUUCCGGGCUCCCUUCUGUGUGACAGACCCCAGGGGACCCCGCAGGCCUCCGCCGCGCCGUGAAGCCCCGCCCCCUCCCGGGCCUUAGGGACGGUUACGUCAGCAGUCUUCCUUUGCUUCAGUUCUGUUCGGUCUUUGAAACUGACAAUCUUUAAAAUGUGAAUACUGUAACGAUACGUUUCUUGGAUUGUUGUCUUUAAGAGGAUUUUUGUGAAGCAAUUGAUCUAUCAAAUCAAAAAAAUUAAAAACAGAAACAAGCCUUA
This is a messenger RNA of Lepus europaeus (European hare), 4054 nucleotides long. It is a transcript of the gene PKNOX1, whose product is annotated as PBX/knotted 1 homeobox 1. Gene Ontology annotation, molecular function: DNA-binding transcription factor activity, RNA polymerase II-specific; RNA polymerase II cis-regulatory region sequence-specific DNA binding. Gene Ontology annotation, biological process: regulation of transcription by RNA polymerase II; angiogenesis. The coding region runs from base 207 to 1511 and encodes 434 amino acids. The record is from RefSeq and is a predicted model, not a curated record. The transcript has 12 exons. Lineage: Eukaryota; Metazoa; Chordata; Mammalia; Lagomorpha; Leporidae.